Hordeum vulgare subsp. vulgare (domesticated barley) is the source of this 2133-nucleotide messenger RNA. RefSeq names its product diacylglycerol kinase 3-like. The transcript has 12 exons. Gene Ontology annotation, molecular function: ATP-dependent diacylglycerol kinase activity. The coding region runs from base 170 to 1672 and encodes 500 amino acids. NCBI's taxonomy places the organism in Eukaryota, Viridiplantae, Streptophyta, Magnoliopsida, Poales, Poaceae. The record is from RefSeq and is a predicted model, not a curated record.
CAGCACCCGUCAGCAAAUCAAUAAUAAAAGUCGGCGCCGCGCUCCUCCUCUUUUCUUUCCCCAAUCCAUCGCCGAGCCAAUUCGGAAAGCCGCUGCCUGUCCUGCUUAGCUGUGAUACAUACAUACAUACUGCUGCCUUUUCCCUUUUCCCCGGCGGGAGCGCGUGGCGAUGGAGCGAGCGGAGGCGGAGGUGGAGAUGGCCGGCGGCGGCGAGGCCGUCCACACGCCCCACUCGGCGCCGCCGACGGCGCCGUCGGCGCGGGUGUCGAUCUGGGAGUCGGUGCGCGCGUGCGGGGUGUGGGGGCGGGAGGUCGACAAGGCCGAGCUGCGGCGCCGGGUCGUCAUGCCGCUCUACGCGCGGAGGGCCGUCGCCGCCGCCGUCGCCGAGAAGGACGAGGCCGCCGGCGUGGCGGCCGCGGCCGCCGCCAGGGAGGAGCAGGCGGAGGAGGACGGGCUGGCGGUGGUGACGCCGAUGGUCGUCUUCGUCAACUCCAAGAGCGGCGGCCGCCACGGGCCCGAGCUCAAGGUGCGCCUGCACGAGCUCAUCAGCAAGGAGCAGGUCUUCGAUCUUUCUGUUGUGAAGCCUUCUGAUUUUGUUCGCUAUGGCCUGGGUUGUUUGGAGAGGUUGGCUGAUCAAGGUGAUAACUGUGCAAAGGACAUCCGUGCAAAUUUGAGGAUUAUGGUUGCUGGAGGUGAUGGCACUGUUGGUUGGGUACUUGGAUGUCUCCAAGAACUUAAUAAGUCAAAAAGGGAACCAGUUCCUCCCACAGGAAUCAUUCCACUUGGGACAGGAAACGACCUCGCUAGAUCAUUUGGAUGGGGUGGCUCUUUUCCCUUUGGUUGGCGUUCAGCUGUAAAGCGAUAUCUCAACAAGGCCGUUUCUGCUUCGGCCGUCCAUCUCGACAGUUGGCAGGCUGUGAUUAAGAUGCCAGAGGGAGAAAUAACAGAGUUGCCACAUGCACUUAAGAAAGCGGAACCUGCCGAUCAGCUGGAGUUCAGCAAGGCGAGUGGCAGUGAGUUAACCGAAAAAUCUUCUUGCUAUAAAGGCGUAUUCUACAACUACCUUAGCGUUGGGAUGGAUGCCCAAGUCGCAUAUGGCUUCCACCAUCUACGAGAUGAAAAGCCAUAUCUUGCUCAAGGACCAGUUGCAAAUAAGUUGAUUUAUGCUGGAUAUAGCUGCACGCAGGGAUGGUUCUGUACCCCUUGUACAGCAAGUCCUCAGCUAAGAGGACUUCGGAACAUUUUGCGGCUUUACAUUAAAAGGGCCAAUUGUUCUGAAUGGGAGCAAAUUCAAAUGCCUUCAAGUGUUAGAUCCCUGGUGGUCUUAAAUCUGGACAACUACGCCAGUGGAAAGCAUCCAUGGGGUGAUCUUAAACCGGAUUAUCUUGAAAAGAGAGGUUUUGUUGAAGCUCAUUCAGACGACGGUUUGAUUGAAAUAUUUGGUCUGAAAGAAGGCUGGCAUGCUUCCUUCGUUAUGGCUGAGCUUAUCAAAGCAAAGCAUAUCGCUCAGGCUGCAGCUAUCAAGUUCGAAAUGAGGGGAGGCGAGUGGGAUCGAGCAUAUGUUCAAAUGGACGGCGAGCCAUGGAAGCAACCACUCAUCCAGGAUCAGUCGACAAUUGUGGAAAUAAACAAGGUUCCCUAUCACUCCCGGAUGAUAAACGGGGAUUCAUGAGAUUUCCCUAUGUCAAUCAGGUAUUGAUUCCGGAAAGUCCAUUUUCUCGUUGUCCGCGGACAUCAGUUUCCUCCAUUGCAUCCUGAUAGCCCCCUAAUCAUUCAAUCACCAUGCCAUCUCAGGGUUACACUCUAGAUCGAUAGUCUAUGUACAGUUUAGGAGCAGCUGGAGUUAGAUUCUUAGAGAUGGCUCGCUCAGCUGCAGCGAAGAUGUAUGUUUAUUGCCCUUCACCAUGCCAUGGUCUGAGUCAUGGCAGGAGCACAAUGUGUCACCGCCAUGUAAUGUAAUAUUGUAUCCUGUAAGUUAUGUUGUACCCUAGCUCCUUUCGAGGUAAAUCAAAUUACGCUUAUUUGUAUUAUUAUUAUUAUUAUUUGUCUAUGGAAAACAACCUGAUGAAAAACACCAUGUAAUCUGUAAUUUUGUUUUCUGUUCAGUCCAACAAAGCAACAGUUAUUUCCCUC